UUGACUUAAUAUGGAAUUCAUCCUGUUAUUGAUAUUAGUAAUGAUCCUUGGCAUUGUCUGGAUAGAAAAACAAUUUUGAUUUUGCAGAAACAGAGUUAAAAUUGUUGUGCUAAAGUUUAUAAAGCUUUUUUUAUUUCAUUCUGGACCCUCGCUUUCAUCUUGUUAUUAUUUGUACCAUGUCUUAUUACCAUCUUAUAACAAUCCUGUCACUUGCUCUGCUGAACCGAACUUCACAUCCAUUCAGUGCAACGAAACAUAAUAUAAUUUCAUACUACAAAACUGUGAAUAAUGUUUUCUUGACUAAUCCUGAAAAUCACACAACAUCUUAUGGUGAAACAACUGUUGAUAUACCAAGUAGUGUUGCUAAUGUGUACGACAUCGUCAAAUGGAAAGUGGUCAAUGUUGAUGAAGAUCGGUUAAUGUUCGUCCAUAAAAAUAAACCUCAAAUUCUGGUUGAUCAAAAGAGAAUCAAGAAAAUGGAAUAUUUUGGUGACUUGAGUGAUUCAGUUAUAUCUCUUGGUGAUAAUGCAAUUCUUCAUGUUCCAACAAUAUUCAAUCCAGAAUUAACAGAACCAGUUCAUAAAUGCAAUUAUAUUGUAUUGUUGUAUUUCGAUGCUGAAAAUGAAUCAGUUCGAGUUAUUGACUCCUUACCUUGGCUUAAAGAUGAUGAUUGGAAGCUCAUUAAGGAAUGGAAAAUGUCUAAUUAUAUUCACUUCGACAAUAAAUUGUUCCUUUUAAUACUUCGAAGUAUAUGGAACGAAAAGGCUGCAAAGGUUACUCAAGAUACAUCGAUAAUUUGUGCGGAAUUGCCCAGUUACCUUGAUUGUGUAAUGUAUGGUUUCUUAUUUAAUUGUGUUUGGUCACAGGAAACUCCGAUUCCCCCUAAAUGCCUUUAUGAUGAUCAACCUAAAGACAAAACUGCACUGACUGUCAACCAUUGCUUUAAAAUCAGACACUUUUCCUCUAGUACAAUAAUCAACUCAAUUGUACAACAAACUUUGUCCAUUCAACUUGAUACAGAUCAAUAUGUAAGGGAGUCAGAUAAAACUCUGACUAUCCAAGCUGGUUCAGAUAAUUACUGUACAAACAUCACAGAGCAUUUGAUGUUGAACGGACUCAAUGACUAUAAUAACAAACCACAAAUUGUGAUCGAUCAAAAGACUAUCGAAGAUAUGGAAUUUUCUGGUGAAUUAAGUGAUUCAAUAAUAGCUUUUGGUGAUAAUGAAGCUUCUCAUUUUCCAUCAAUAUUCAAUCCAGAAUUAACUGAACCAUCUUACCAAUGGAAUUAUCUUGAAUUGUUGUAUUUUGAUGUUAAAAGUGCAAAAGUUUCAGUGAUUCGAUUUUUAUUUUGGCUUAAAGAUGAGGAUUGCAAGCUGAUUAAGAAAUGGAAGAUGGCUGAUUAUAUUCAUUGUGACAUUAAAUUGUCCCUUCUAAUAAAACGAAGUAUAUGGAAUGAAAAGGCCGCAAAUGUUACUCAAGAGAUAUCAAUAAUUCAAUUGUGUAUCAACCAAGGAAGUGAACUUAUUUCAAGUGCAGUUGAAGUUCAGCAUUCUAACCCAGAAUUUCAGAAUAGUCAGAUAACUGAAGCCACCUUUAAACUACUUGAUUUAGGUUUUUCUUACAGUUCUGUAUCUAAAUCUAAAUUGACUUCAAGCGGAAAUAGGUAUUAUGACUUUGAGCAUAUUGAUGCAUUGAACCAGCAAUGAAAGGCUUUGAAUAAUGAUGUUCCAGCUUCAAUUUUUCAUUAACCAGCGACCAGUUGGAGGUUUUUUCAUUACUAAAGCGCGCCAUGAAAUCAGGUUUUUCAAUUUUAAUUUCUUUUGUAAACCAAUACGCAAUUGCUUUGAAUGUGUCAUGUUUGGUGUGUAUUUUAAUUGCGUAUGGUCUUCUCCUAUUCCGCUUCACUAUAAGUGCAUAUAUGAUGAUAGACCUGUUAACAAGACCGCACUGACUAUCAACAGUUGCUUUAAAGUCACAUCCUGUUACCCUUCAAUAUUCAACUCUUCUGUUCAACAAACUUUAUCAAUUCAAUUUAGCACACCACUACAAAUAGACUAUUCAAAAGAAUCUCUGGUUGUCCAUGCUGGUCCAGAUAAUAAUUGUAACAACAUCACAAUGAACGAUCAUAACAUCCAAUGCUCAUUGAAUGCAUUGAAAUCGGGUAAAUCCAAUCGCGAAAUAAGCUUGAUGAAUGACAAGAUUGCAGAUGCUAAAAUGAUAAGUUCUGUAUCUACUGGAAUGGUG
This is a messenger RNA of Tetranychus urticae (two-spotted spider mite), 2244 nucleotides long. NCBI's taxonomy places the organism in Eukaryota, Metazoa, Arthropoda, Arachnida, Trombidiformes, Tetranychidae. The record is from RefSeq and is a predicted model, not a curated record.